Papilio polytes (common Mormon) is the source of this 1548-nucleotide messenger RNA. It is a transcript of the gene IKKepsilon, whose product is annotated as inhibitor of nuclear factor kappa-B kinase subunit epsilon. Gene Ontology annotation, biological process: peptidyl-serine phosphorylation. Gene Ontology annotation, cellular component: cytoplasm. Lineage: Eukaryota; Metazoa; Arthropoda; Insecta; Lepidoptera; Papilionidae. The transcript is spliced from 4 exons. The coding region runs from base 289 to 1548 and encodes 419 amino acids. Gene Ontology annotation, molecular function: ATP binding; protein serine/threonine kinase activity. The record is from RefSeq and is a predicted model, not a curated record.
UAUUUUUUAUUUCUUAUGGUGACGGUCUGUAGGUAAUUGCCAAAUAGUUUUUCUAUUUCGCUAUUAUUUUUAUUGCAAUUUUAGUUAGCUGUUUCGCUAUCUUCCAUUUUUUUGUUAAAAAUUAUUUGCUCAGUUAGUGUGUUAAAAUUUAAGUGUAAGAAAUUAACUAUUCAUGAGAGCUGUAAGAGUACAACAAAGAAGAGAACUGUAUGUAACUCCGUUUAUGAAUGAGACUUUCUUGAAAUGAAAGCUUUCUUUAAAAAUUACAGUUUAAUGUUAUAGUUCAAAAUGUCAUUUCUUCGUGGUUCAGAGAAUUAUGUAUGGUGUACUACGAGUGUUUUGGGUAAAGGGGCAACUGGCGCGGUGUUUCAAGGAGUGAACAAGAAUAAUGGGGAGCCCGUGGCUGUAAAAACGUUCAAUCAACUCAGCCACAUGAGACCACAUGAUGUGCAAAUGCGUGAAUUUGAGGUGCUAAAGAAAGUGAAGCACGAGAACAUCGUGAAGCUGCUGGCCAUCGAGGAGGAGCAGGAGGGGCGCGGGAAAGUCAUCGUGAUGGAACUGUGCACCGGCGGCAGUCUCUUCAAUAUACUGGAUGAUCCCGAGAAUACAUACGGCCUGCAAGAACAUGAGUUUUUAUUGGUGUUGGAACAUUUAACUGCUGGUAUGAAGCAUUUGCGUGACAAUAAUCUUGUCCACAGAGACCUAAAACCUGGGAAUAUCAUGAAAUUUAUUAAUGAAGAUGGUACAACAACAUACAAACUGACAGACUUUGGUGCUGCCAGGGAACUGCAGGAAGAGGAGCAAUUUAUUUCUUUGUAUGGAACAGAAGAAUAUUUGCACCCAGACAUGUAUGAGCGGGCAGUGCUCAGGAAACCUGUGGGGAAGAGUUUUGGAGCAACAGUUGAUCUUUGGUCAAUAGGAGUCACAUUGUACCAUGUAGCUACUGGACAACUGCCAUUUAGACCAUAUGGGGGAAGAAGAAAUAAGGAAACAAUGUUCUUUAUAACUACUAAAAAAGCUUCAGGUGUUAUUUCUGGCACCCAAUCAACAGAUAAUGGUCCUAUAGACUGGUCACGUGAACUGCCGUCCCACUGCCAACUGAGCAUGGGCCUCCGGAAACUGGUGACUCCACUCCUAGCGGGCUUGCUUGAAGUAGAUCCUCACAGAAUAUGGAAUUUUGAAAGGUUUUUCUCGGAAGUUCAAACUGUUACCAGCACAAAGCCAAUUCAUAUAUUCUAUGUGAAUAAGGCUGCCAGCAUUAAGGUGUUCCUGAAGCCGGAGGAGAAGUACGAGCAGCUGCAGACGUACGUGUGCGAGCAGACGAGCGUCGUGCCCGAGGCGCAGAUCCUGCUGCUUGACAGCGAUGACCUCUUAGAGCUCCGCAAACCAAUACAAACUAACACCAAGAAUGUGGGCUGCGAAUGUAAAAUGGUUUCAAGGGGGUCCGUCAACAACGAAGACGAAGGCGAAAGCUCGGACCCCGCCCCCGCCCCCGCCAGCAGCGCCGCGACAAUCAAAGCAACGAAAUCUUCUUGCAGUGUAACUUAA